Messenger RNA from Ceratina calcarata, 1721 nucleotides. RefSeq lists its product as uncharacterized. The transcript is spliced from 6 exons. The record is from RefSeq and is a predicted model, not a curated record. The coding region runs from base 205 to 1671 and encodes 488 amino acids. Gene Ontology annotation, molecular function: protein binding. NCBI's taxonomy places the organism in Eukaryota, Metazoa, Arthropoda, Insecta, Hymenoptera, Apidae.
UCUUUAAAUAUAAAAUUAUUUUCAUUAGAUACAAUUCUUCACGUUAAUGUUAACUGUAUAUUGUUAGCUUGUCUCGCUCAGGAAUCAAUUCGUUUAUUUACGAAUGGUACAAACAGAAUAAGAACAUUUGUAGGUCACUUUCGAUACAUCUUCUUAAUUUAGGAAAUAAGUAUAUAAGUCGUAAAGUCGUGAUUACAAUUUUGAAUGAAGUUUAUAUCAAUUAAUAUUAACAAAGGUAUCAUAAUGUCUAGUGAAAAUAAUCUUAAGCUACAGGUAAACUACAAUAUGAUAAGAACGGUGGAAGAAGAAGUUAUAAAAGUGUUACAAAAAGAAGAUUACACUUUGAAUACAGUAAAUAUAUACGGGGAGAAUUUGUUGCACGUCAGUGCAGCGAACGGAUGUCUUGAAAUUGUAAAAGAAAUUUUGCGAAACCCAGACGCCUCUCAAAUAAUUGAUAGGAAAAAUAAAUUCGGUUGGACACCCUUAAUGUUAGCGAUUCGUAAUAGAAAUAUAAAAACGGUGAAAUAUCUUCUGGAAAAACAUGCUAACGUGAAUGAAUCAACAUAUCUAGGUAUGUCUAUCAUUGGGCUUGCGGCUGCUAUAAAUAAAGAUAUGUUCGAAAUUUUAUACGAAGCAUGUCCGGCGGCACUGUUGAAAUCUAUAGACGAUGACAUCACUCCACUUUGUAUCGCUGCUAUGAAAAAUGAUAAAAAUUUGUUUUUCAGAUUAAUAGAGUUAGGUUUCGACGUCUCCAAAAAUAAUAAUUACACUGACAUCAUGAUAAAACAAUCGAUAGUACCUGAAAUAAGACGUUUUGGAAAACAACAUCUCGAUGUGGAAGAUUAUUGGAACGACAGUUCUGACAAUAUUCCUCAAGAAUCCGAAUCGUAUGAGAUUAAAUUUGACACAUCUGCUUUAAGUGAUAUUAACAUACCAAUGUUUAAAUUUGACACUGUAAAGUCGAAUGCCGAUGACGGUAAAAAUAAUCUGACAAAAGUUGCAAAAAGGUUGCUAGAACCCUGUAUGUUAGAUGUACCAACGAACGAAUCGCUAGCUACUGAACACAGUUUAAUUUCACCAACUUUGACUCAUCUUAAUACUCUUAACGAAAUAUUACCUGCUCCUCCAAAUAUAUAUUUCACGAAAAGUGGAUCUAUUCAUGAAGAGAACGUCAAUACGGCAUCCAAUAUUGAGAUUGAAGGUGGUUUGUUAAUUAAAAAAGUAAAUGUCCAUGAGAUUAAGAACAAUUCAACUCAGUCAUCUUUACAGAGACUGCAGUCCGUUCGUCCAUCAGAUAUAAUUAUUCAAAAUCCAGAAGAGGACCUCGACACCACCCUUGGAUACGUACCAGAUUUUAGUCCAUUACGUUCACCCAAUAUACCUCCGGAUAUGAAUGAUGAAAAUGUAUUUGGAGAAGACACUCCGACACCUCCACAUUACAGAACACCUCCAAGGGGAAUUAGAUUGAAUUCGCAAGAGACAAAAAUGUGUGCCUUGUUGAAACAUUACGGACUGGGUCAACAUGUGCCUAUAUUUCUUCAAGAAGAAAUAGAUAUUGAUUUGUUUGUGACUCUUACUAAUGAAGACUUGAUUGAGAUUGGGAUAAAAAAUGAAGAAGACAGGGAAGCUAUUUUAAAUGCAAUAAAUGAUUAUAACAAGUUAAUGGUAUAAAAGAAGAUAUAUUUCCUUUUCUCAUAUUUAAUUAGGUGUUCUUAUUUAAU